CAAUUUUUGUUAAGAUGCGGCUUCAAUAAGAAAAACUUGUUUGAAUAUAAACUAUUGGAGGAAUAUUAUUUUUAUGAAUUUUUCUACUAAUAUUCCAUAUUAUUUAGAAUGUCAUGGAAUCUUAUUGCAGAUUAUGUGGAGAAUUAUCGUUAGAACUCCUCUCUAUUUUGGAGGAUUUAGAGCUUCCAGACAAAAUAUUCCAAUUGUUUAAUGUGAAAAUCAAUUUAGAGGAUCAAUUACCGACUUUAGCUUGUCAAAAAUGUUGGGAUAUGGUUCAAAAUACAUGGAUAGAUUAUUUAAGAGUUCAGAAAGCUCAGGAACAUUUGAAUGUACUUUUGGAAUCGUUGGCUGCUAUAGAUCCUAUUUGUCAGGAUGAUGAUAACAAUAUUGACUUUUCUAAUGUAGAAUCUUCGAAACUAAUCGAUUGUGUUAUUGAUAGUGAUCCGUUAUCACUAGUUAAAACUGAUACAGACAUUCAGAAAAAUGUUAAAUCAAUUAAGACAAAAAGAACUUCACAAAAGAAAAAGGAUACAUCUGAACCUGAAGAACUAUCAGAAUUGAGUAUUAUUGAGUUUAGAGAAGAUGGUAGUUGUAUUCCUAAAGAAGAUUUAUUUGGAUGGAAGUCUUACCCCUGGAUUUGUUGCGACUGUCAACAAAAUUUUAGAUCUCCUGAAGAGUUGAAAAAUCAUUUUUCAUCUAAUCAUAAUCAGGUUCCGAGAUAUUCAUGUGUAGAUUGCCAAAAAAUUUAUAGUAAAUAUAAUGUUUUUCUGGGUCAUGUAAAAAUACAUCAUAUAACUCUUAGGUAUUGCUGUGAUGUUUGUCAUAAAUGGUAUCCUACAAUUAACUCUGUUGAAAAACAUCGUGCUGAACACAAAGAAGAAUCACAAUAUGGUUGUUUGAAUUGUGGUAAAAAGUUUAGAAUGCAGUCUGCUCUUGUGCUUCAUUCUAGGUCUCAUCUUCCAGCUGAAAUAAAAAAUAGAUACCAGUGUGAUGAAUGCCCUAAACGAUUUGGAACUAAACCAAAUCUUAUGGCUCAUAAAAGAAUUCAUUCGGGAGUGAAAGAUUAUACAUGUGACCAAUGUGGUAAAAGUUUUUUUCAAAAAGGAAAUUUAGAUAAUCAUGUCUUGACGCAUACUGUUGCCAGACCUUUCAACUGUAGUACGUGCAACAAGUCUUUUAAAACAUUAGUUCGACUCAGAAAACAUUCUUCAGUACAUUCAGGCUUAAAACCUCAUAAAUGUGAUAUUUGUGGAAGACAGUUUAGAGAACGAGGAACUUUGAAGGAACACCAUAGAAUACAUACAGGAGCUAUGCCCUUUACAUGUGAAUUUUGCGGAAAAAAUUUCAGGUUCAAAGGGGUUUUAACUACUCACAGAAGGCAGCAUACUGGAGAACGCCCAUAUUCUUGCCAUGAAUGCCAGCAUCAUUUUACAAAUUGGCCAAACUAUAACAAACAUAUGAAAAGGAGGCAUGGAAUAAAUACAAGUGUUACAGUUAGAAAACCACAAGCCAUUCCUCCUACUGGUAUGCCUAACAGAAACCCACCAGGAACAGUUUUGGCACAACCUAUAAGUGUACCUGAGGUACAGGAAGGAACGUUUGUUGAGCAACACCAAGCCACUUUUUUUCCAGUCUUAGGAUUGUAUAAUAUAGCAGAAGAUAUAUUGCAUCAACAAAGAGUCCAGUGAAUAUUGGCAUCAUAAAAAUGCAGUGUCAUAUCAAUGAUGAAAAUGAUCCACUCAUGAAUAGGAGAGUUUGAGAAUGUUUUAUGGAGUUAAAAAGCAUAAUCAGUUGGUAUUCAAUUCUUUCUCAGAGUAAUAUGUUCAUUUCUCCCUUUUUAUUGAGCUUGAAAAAUCUAUGAAACUAAUCUGAUAAGAAAUGUAUUAAUUGAAUUGUC
This is a messenger RNA of Harmonia axyridis, 1897 nucleotides long. RefSeq names its product gastrula zinc finger protein XlCGF26.1-like. The coding region runs from base 114 to 1688 and encodes 524 amino acids. Gene Ontology annotation, cellular component: nucleus. The record is from RefSeq and is a predicted model, not a curated record. The transcript is spliced from 2 exons. Gene Ontology annotation, molecular function: zinc ion binding; RNA polymerase II cis-regulatory region sequence-specific DNA binding; DNA-binding transcription activator activity, RNA polymerase II-specific. Gene Ontology annotation, biological process: regulation of transcription by RNA polymerase II. Lineage: Eukaryota; Metazoa; Arthropoda; Insecta; Coleoptera; Coccinellidae.